This is a messenger RNA of Dunckerocampus dactyliophorus (ringed pipefish), 2621 nucleotides long. RefSeq names its product probable E3 ubiquitin-protein ligase TRIML1. Lineage: Eukaryota; Metazoa; Chordata; Actinopteri; Syngnathiformes; Syngnathidae. The record is from RefSeq and is a predicted model, not a curated record. Bases 1073 to 1954 code for a protein of 293 amino acids. The transcript has 3 exons. Gene Ontology annotation, molecular function: protein binding.
UUGAGGUUGAGGAGUGGGCUGCUGUCUCAAGCGUGGACUGGCUUAUGGAGAGGAACUGGUCUGUCAUCCAGGAGAUAGAACGGGGCCUAGAGGGACUCACAGUGACAGUGGACCACACGGACUCACACGCCGAUGUUACGGUGAAUGAGCAAGGAAAUGGGCUUGAAUGUUUUUUUAUUGGCUGGCUAUUUAUACAGUAUACACUCCUGAUCAAAAUUUUAAGACCAGUUAAAAAAUUGCAAGAAUUUACAUUUUGCUCUGUUGGAUUUUAAAGAGGUUCUAAGCAGAGCUUCAACAUGCAAAAAGAAGAAACGGGAGUGAAACAAAAAAAGAGAGUAUGCAAUUUAUUGCAAACAAGCAUUAAACUGAAACAACGUGGGACACUGAAAAGUGGAAGAAAAUUUAAAAAUGUAACCUUGAUGGUCCUAAUGGCUUCCAACGUUACUGGCAUGACAAGGAAAUCCCACCUGAGAUGUUUUCCACACGGCAUAGUGGAGGUGGCGCCAUCAUGAUCUGGGCUGCUUUUUCCCUCAAUAGAACAAUAGAACUUCAGGUUGUGCGGGGGUGUCAAACGGCAGCUGGCUAUGUGGAGAUGUUGCGGGGGGCAUCCCUCAUGACUGAAGGCCCAAAUCUGUGUGGUAAUGACUGGGUUUUUCAACAGGACAAUGCUGCAGUUCACAAUGUCCGCCUAUUUUUUUGCAUUUUGAAGCUCUACUAAGAAAUACCUGUGCAAAAUGUAAAUUCAUGCAAAUUUUUCAACUGGUUUUAAAAUUUUGGUCAGGAGUGUAUUACAUUCUGUACUGACAAGUGUUAGGCCACCAUUGGCUUUGUUGCUUUAAGUAAAACAGUGGUAGAACAACUACAAUUAGCGGGAUAGUGGGGAAGAAGUUGGUGAGAAUCUGGAUGCAGGAAUUUAUUUGGACCUUUUCCGUCACCACAAAUUGAACCAUUCAACUGCCAGAAUCAUAAUGGCAACAUCUUUCUGUUCAUCAUCCUCCAUGAGCCAGGAAUUAGCCUGCUAACCAAGAAAUAGCUUAAUGUUCAUAAUAACAACCCUGAAGCAACAAAUCUAAUGGUGCAAAAGCUGUUUGCACGGUACUGUGUGUCUGCAUACAGUAUAUUCCAUAAAAUCCAUCUUGAUUCUCCUCAGUCUUGGCCUGAGCACCAAAGCCUGGAGGUGGUGCACAGAGCAGCGAAUGAGCUAAACAACUCGGACCCUCGCAGCGUGAGAUUGGAUGAGUCAACCGCGGAGCAGAUCUUCAGGCUCUCGAACAACUUGCUUCUGCUCAUCUCCUCCCACACCCCUGUAAUGAAGACUCUUGUCCAAAGCUAUUCCAGCUAUGUGUGCUUGGAUCCAGACACAGCCCACCCCAAGCUGGUCAUCUCCCCAGAAGGUGACAGUGUCACCUACACAGACACUUGGAAGCAGUUACCUGACACCCCUUCACGCUUUGACGCCACGCUCAAUGUCAUCAGCUUGCAAAGCUUCAGCUCCGGCCGCCAUUACUGGGAGAUGGAUGUGACUGGGAAGACCUACUGGGAGAUCGGAGUCACGUAUCCCAGCAUUUCACGCAAGGGCACCACUGAGGACUGCUGGCUGGGACGGGGAGAUGAGUCCUGGUGUGUCGAGUUUUUUAAUGGGGAGUAUACAGCCUGGCAUCGAGGGGUGCCCCAUCAGCUGCCUGUCUCAAAGCACUUCUGUCGAAUUGGAGUUUUGUGUAGUUUUCCUUCUGGGUCGGUGAUAUUUCUUGGGGCAGAUGAUAUGACACCUCUGUUCUGCUUCUGUGCAGGGAGCUUCUCCGACCGCCUCCACCUGGCCUUGUGUCCUGGCCAGGCCUACAACGGAACCAAUGCAAAGCCUAUUGUCAUCUGUAAUGUAGAAUCUCCAGAUCUAUGUGUUCAAGCUGCUAAAAAACACCCACCUGAGCCUCAGAGAAACAUUGAAAGUAAUUGAUUUUUUUUCUUUAUUAUGUUUUCGGUCAGGUUUUUUUUUUUUACUUUAGUGUAGCAGCUCAUGCGUCUCACUUUCUCACAAGAAGCGUGGAUUCAAUUCCCACUCAGUGAUGGUAUGAAUGGUUGUCUGUUUCUAGAUGUGCCCUUUAAGUUAAUAGCUGGGAUAGGCUCCUGCCACACUGGACCCUGACCAAUAUAUGUGGAAGAAAAUGAAUGGAUGGAUUAUCAUUUGUUAGACCAAAUGCUGUGUGAACCUUUGUGAGGUUAAGUGGUCAGAUGGUCGGUCUUGUUUACCUAUCCAAAUAUUUACCAGAAAUACUAAACAUGAUAUAUCCUCUCUUUGCUGUUGCAUGAAAUAUAGCGUCAUAUACGUUACACUGCACGGGGUUUGAGGUAAGGUGAGUGAGCAAACGAUGUUUAUUUGGGAUUCACCCUGUGUUUGUACAGUAGAUCCAAAGUCUACAUUCAAACAAACAAUACGUUUUUUGCAAAUAUGCUCUAUGAACUUUUCCCUGAUGUAGGGAGGGCAUACAAGGCCGAUUGUAUGGGCCUAGAAUUAAUAGGGGCCCAAAUGAGCAUACUAAUAAUGAUUCAUCAGCACGGUAUUAUGUGAUUUCUUUGAUGCCAGGAUCUUUUGCAACACCCUUGCUUAAUCCGCUGAGGAAAAC